Molecule: messenger RNA, 2901 nt
Organism: Funneliformis mosseae
Lineage: Eukaryota; Fungi; Glomeromycota; Glomeromycetes; Glomerales; Glomeraceae
Source: the annotation of a GenBank genome assembly
AUGCAAGAAGUUGAAGUUGCUCCUAGAGAUGUUUUCAUUCACUAUGUUAACGUUCCAAAAGGACAAACAAUAUUAUGGUGGUUUUCCACAAAGAAGAAAAACAUUUCGUUUGGCUUAUAUCAAAGGAAAGGGCCAGCUGUUUCGGCGAGAAAUGUUUUUGUCGCUGCAACUACAACCUCAAAUGCAGAAGUUCGCAAUCCUUUGGAAGGCGGAUCCGCUUCUUCAAGGCAAAAUUUACCUCCCACCCCAUCAACAGCUAAAUCUGUAGCCAGUAGAACAAGUGUACACAGCGUAAGAAGUAGAACCUCUAUUGACACAAAUGAUGCCGACGAUAAUGAAGAAAUACCGGGAGGAAACAAUGCAGAAUUAGACACUACACUGCAUGACCCUGUUUCCUCGCUUCAACCUACUAGUCCCGUUUCUAAUCGCGGACGCAAAAAGUCAGUGUCUGCUCAAAUUAUUAAAGAUCCUGAUUUAAAAGAAAUCUUACCAAUUGAACAUUAUAAUUCAGCAUCUACUACCAUUAAAGGUAGUUAUAUAGUACAGGAAGAAGGAACUUAUUGUUUGUGUUUCGGGGUAGAGGACCAGCAAAAAGAAUCUCAGCCGGAAAUUGGCGGAUGGAUGUUGAAAAAAAAGAGGAAAAAGAUGCAAGGUUGGGCAAAACGUUGGGUACAGAUAGACAAUGGCGUUUUAUCACAUUAUGUACAUCCUCACGGACCUUGUCGUGGAACGAUACAUAUCGCACUUUCGGCAGUAUCUUCUAGUGCAAAUUUUCUCUCAAUUAAUUUAGAUUCUGGAACUUCUACUUAUCAUUUGAAAGCACUUACUAACGAUGAUUUUGAUAGGUGGAUGAUAGUUAUUCGCAAAUACGUGAAUAUAUCUAAAGAUCUUCAACUUAAUGAUCCAGCAUAUCCAAAAAUGACCUCACCUCGACAAUCUAUGGAUUUUGAAAGAAGACAAAGCAUAUAUCUCAAACGUCAAAGCUUAUUAGAAAAACGAAAUAGUCUUCAUAGGGAUACACAAGGUUUUUUAAGAAUGAACAAUAAAAUGGACGAAGAUCUCGGAAAAUUAUACGGCGCAUUUAAUAGUAUGGAUGAUAAUUUUAGAUCUAUAAAAGAGUUAUUGGAUCAUUUGAAAAUUUCCGUUGAGAGUCCAUCUUCUCCAGUAAUUACUCGUAGUCCAGGUGUUGAGGGAAAAUUUCGGUUAAAGAAAUUUCCCAUUACACGACAACGAGGACCAACUCCACUCGAUCAACCAACAUUACAAGCUCCUACAACUCCAACACAAAUGGCAAUGGAACAAAUUUAUGAAAGGUUAAAUACAACAUUUUCAACUUUGAAGACGAAUAAGGAGCAAGCAUUUGAAUUAUUACGAGCCGAAAUUGAAAAAUGGAAACAACUAGAUCAUGCAUAUCGUAAACUUGCAGCUGAACAAGCCGAAUUACGAAAAACCUUAUCUGAUGAAAAAUUGGCAGAUGUACCUGAACAAACGCAACAAGAAGUAUCUAAUUUGGAAGAAAGAAGAGAAGCAAGAAUUAAUCGAGCAGACUCAGUUUGUUCAUUUAAUACAGUUUCAGCCGAACUAUUUUUUGAUGCCGAGGAUAUUGAAUUGAAAGAUACAACAGAUAGUGAUAAUGAGAUUAUCGAUGAAGAAACAGAGGAAACAGAGGAAACGGAGGAUGAGGCAGGUACAACUACAGAAGAGAUUAUUGAAGAAAAACCUAUUGUGAAUGACGUUGACGAUAACAAAAUUGCUGAUAAAAAACCAAUUACAAUUCGAAGGAGAAAAUGUUUACCAUCUCCAGUUUGUGGUGAAGAUGUCAGUCUUUUAUCUAUUCUUCGGAAGAAUGUUGGAAAAGAUUUAUCGACAAUUGUUAUGCCUAUAUCUCUUAAUGAACCCCUUAAUGCCUUGCAAAGGAUGGCGGAAGAGUUGGAAUAUAGUCAUUUAUUAGAUAAGGCAGCUACCAUCGAUGAUUCUAUAUCCAGGUUGAUCUAUGUAUCGGCAUUUGCGGUUUCAGGAUAUGCAUUUACUCAAUACCGGGCACUUCGAAAACCUUUCAAUCCCCUUCAUGGGGAAACUUUUGAGUAUGUUCGAUCAGAUAAGGGGUUUAAGUUUAUUUCUGAAAAAGUUAGCCAUUAUCCACCUAUAAUGGCUUGUCAUGCGGAAUCAGAAAACUGGCAAUUUUGGCAAGAAUCAAAAGCCAAAACAAAAUUUUGGGGUAAAUCAAUGGAAAUAAUUCCAUCAGGUACGACACAUGUUACCAUUCCAAAAUAUAACGAUCAUUACACAUUUUCCAAGACUACAACAUGGAUGCGUAACAUGAUAUCCGGUACAAAAUAUUUGGAACAUACUGGAGUGAUGAAGAUUAAAAACCAAACAACAGGGGAAGCAUGUGAAGUAACAUUUGUUCAAAGUGGAUUAUGGAGUAACGGACCGAAAAGUGAGAUUGUAGGAGUAUUACACAAUGCCAAAGGAGGUAAAUGUGGUAAGAUAGUAGGAAGAUGGACUGAAAUAAUAUUUCAUGAGAUAGGACCGAAUCAAUUAGAAGUUAUUUGGAAAGCAAAUUCUCCAAUACCAGAUCAUGAGCAAUAUUAUGGAUUUUCACAAUUCGCGGUUGAAUUAAAUGAAUUAACGCCAGACUUAGUCAACGUAUUACCGAGAACAGACACAAGGUUUAGACCUGAUCAGAGAUUAUUUGAAGAAGGCAAUUUAGAAAGGGCUGAAGCCGAAAAACUUCGUGUUGAACAAAAGCAACGGGAUUUUCGUAAAUUUUUAGAACAACAAAGCAAAACUUGGGAACCACAGUGGUUUAAAUUUGAGAAUGGUGAAUGGGUUUAUAAAGGUGGUUAUUGGGAAGCAAGGGAGAGCAAGUCCUUUGAUGAUAAGAUUGAGUUAUGGUAG